CAUCGAUCCAAUUGAGGACCUCCCCGACGCAGAGGAAAAUUACCAUGAAUCUUCUGACGAAGACUUCAAUCCGGCCGCUGCACCGGCUGAAGACUCCUCCGCUUCGUCUGACGAAGGAGAUGGCAACACUAAACGCGACCAGCGGAAGGGUAAACGAAAGGCACCCUCGCCCGAGGACCUAGAUUCUGGAGAUGAAUUCACAAUAGAAUUAGCACGUAAACGGAAAGCGAAGAAAUGGAAAGGAGAGAAAGCUAAAGGAAGGGAUGAGCUGCUUUUCUCAGACGAUGAGGGCGGCGAGGGAGGAUUGAUCAAGACGAGGGCGCAGAGGAGGGUUGGGCAGAAGGAGCGGAGACCCCUUGCGAGGACUGAAGGAGCUACAGUUGAUGUUGAUGCUCUUUGGGCUCAGAUGUCGGCGGCACCGUUGAAGCCUUUAUAUCCCACCCUGACACCGACGACACAGGAUGGAGAAGCUUCGCAAGGCCAGGGCACUGCCGCGGACGGCGUACAUGCAGCACCGAAUGCGAGUGACGACACUGAUUCGGUUACGGUGAAACGUAUCUACACGUUUGCAGGUCAGCGCACAACGGAAGAGCAACAGAUUCCCCGCACAUCUCUCGACAAAUACCUCUCUGAAGGCUGGAAGGUAGCCGAGCCCACAGCCCAAGAAGUGGAUGAGACCGAGACCAAACAAGACAGUGCAGGGCUGGAAAGGUCACACUCUAAGAUCCGUCGUCCCCUGCGCCGACCUUCACGUUUUGAUCCAAACCCCACCGGACAAGUCCGCGGCCUCGCACCAGAACACCAGCUCACCUGGCCACGCCAAACCACCAAAAUUGCUCAUGUUGACCAAGAGAAUGCUGCUGCUGCUCCUGAAGCACCCAGAAUACAACGUCCAGAAAAAGCACAGAAACUUAAUGUCGUGGACAAGUCGAGACAUGACUGGUCCAAGUAUGUAGAUAAAGAAGGCAUUGCCGAAGAGUUGGACGAGCACGGGAAGACUAAGGAGGCAUAUCUUGGUAGGAUGGACUUUCUGGCUAACGUGGAAGCCAAACGAGAGGAGGAGCGAAGGCGUGUUAAAACUUUGGCGAAUUCGUGAGGAGGGGUGGCCAUUUUGUGCUAAACUCUUGUUGUAGCCGUG
Messenger RNA from Lindgomyces ingoldianus, 1138 nucleotides. RefSeq names its product BCNT-domain-containing protein. The record is from RefSeq and is a predicted model, not a curated record. The transcript has a single exon. Lineage: Eukaryota; Fungi; Ascomycota; Dothideomycetes; Pleosporales; Lindgomycetaceae. Bases 407 to 1096 code for a protein of 229 amino acids.